AUGGAUCCAGGCCCAGCAUACAAACGGCGCCGUCCCGCCGUAGCAUGCACCGAAUGCCGCAGACGAAAGAUUCGCUGCGACCGUCACUCUCCCUGCGGACCCUGUAGCAAAUCAAUGCCGAGCCUGCGAUGCGUGUACAACAACCAGCCAACAGCUCGAAUUCCCGAGAGUUACCUGGAUCCCGGGAUGCAGCAGCAGCAGCACGACUCGUUGGUUCUGAGCAGUCACGCGCAUAUGGUACCUCAUGAGCAGUCGAUCUUUGGCCAGCAGCCUUUUGAUGAGGUGCAGGAGAUGGAUCUUUUUAAUAUGGAUGUUGCGCCCAUGACUGAUGUGUCGCUGGGGUUUGUUGAUAUGGAUUUCUUUGGGAUGAGUGAUUCGCACUCGAAAUCAGCUUCUAUUGAUUCAACGAAUUCGCUUCUUCAAGGUCUGUCGAGAUCACCAUCGUGGACAACAUCUAGCCUUCCUUCAACAAUGGCUAGCAGCAUCACAAACUCACUACACAACAUGCCUCUGACUCAAACCAAGAGUUCAGGAAGGUCUUCGGCAGCCCAAACCAGAGAGAAGGAAUAUUCUGGUGCCGAAGGCCAUGAGAGUCACUGGAAUGAGCCAUUUUCCCAAUGUGAGAAGUUGAGAUUCCUCGUGGACAACCUUUCUGGAGACGAUCUACACCUUUCAUCUGAGCAAGAAGCCCUUCGACCACUUUUUCAGACUUACAAGAGGCUUCUUCGCGAGGUUCAGAAAAAUCACGAAAGCAGACUUGUGAGUGAGGACUCGGUUCUGACCCGAGGUGGUGCUAGUGGAAUGCUUCCAGCCAGAAGAACCUGCGACUCACUGGUUGAUGCAUACAUCAAGACCUUCGAGUCUGUACUGCGCAUCAUUCACGUUCCGUCUUUCUUGAGAGAUUAUGAACACUUCUGGGAAAACUCUGCUUCAUCAAUCUCAAGCACUGACGAAACGUUCGCCUGCAAGCUACUUCUAGUAGCAGCACUUGGAUCCAUCACCUUGACCCCAACAGAGUCGCAGCAAGAUCAGGCCACCUCAUGGCGAGAUCAGUCAACUAACGGGAUCUCCUACGUCAAAGACUGGCUCGCCCGCAAGAGCAUGAAGGGCAUGCGAGGAGAUCUAAGUAUGGCACAGAUCGCCUGUCUUCUAGCCCUGACACGUCACACGCACCACCAGGAUUCGGCCCCCAUGGGCGUAGCAUGGCUUUCCGAAGGACACGGUCUAACUCACAUGGCCGUUCAGAUGGGUUUGCAUCGGGAACCAAGAGUCCGGUCGCCGAAUAUGUCCGCGAAGGAAGCCGAGAUACGGAGACGGCUCUGGGCUACAAUGUUGGAGUUGUCGUUGCAGGUUUCUGUCGAUCAGCGACUUCCGGCUCCCAUUGCGCCUGAGAGCUAUGACUGUGAGGUGCCGAGUAGCAUUGCGGAUGAUGAUCUGGUGCUGGGGUUUGAAUCACAGAGUGUGAACCAGUCAUCGGUUCUCAUGCUCCUUGCGCAAACUCAAAGAUUACGUCUGCGGAUUCUCCAACUUGUGAACGCACCCGGGUCCUCAAAGACGUAUCAAGAAUGCCACACUCUCGCAUGCGAGCUCAAUGCGGUGUGUUCUGCCGGUGAGGCCAAGCUAGAUUCUCAGCUCAGCGACUUUCAGAGCAGUCUCUUGACUAGCUUCACCAAGCCAUUUGUGCUGGCACUACAUGACGCUUUUGCUGACGAAGCAAAUACUAAACCGGAGUACUACUAUUCACGAAGAAUGCGAAUGGAGAUCUCGGCGCAGCUACUGUCAUCCAAAGCAAAUCAAGGCUCGUACUCAGCACUACUUACCAACGGGUCAGGGCAGUUUUCUGCUAUGCAGAGACGGGCCACAAUAUCCCUAUGUCUCGAUCUAAUCCGAGAUUUUGAGGAAGACUCGUUCCCAAACUUGGACAGUGCUUCUCGAGAGCAACUUCGAGAUAUCCUAUGUAAGGUAAUUGCAACGUUCAAAAGACGUGUAGAAGAAUCACGUGGCUCAGGGUCAACAGAAGAUCUACAACGAAAGGAUGUCGGUGACAAGAUGUCCGCGAAGAUUAUCGAAACAGUAAAGACUGCGCUGAAAGUUUGCUGUGAUACAAUGGAAAGGCAGAGGCGAAGGGAGUCACUGGCAGAAACAGAUAUUUGGAUGGGUUCAUAG
Fusarium odoratissimum NRRL 54006 is the source of this 2166-nucleotide messenger RNA. RefSeq lists its product as uncharacterized. Gene Ontology annotation, cellular component: nucleus. The coding region runs from base 1 to 2166 and encodes 721 amino acids. Gene Ontology annotation, biological process: regulation of transcription by RNA polymerase II; DNA-templated transcription. NCBI's taxonomy places the organism in Eukaryota, Fungi, Ascomycota, Sordariomycetes, Hypocreales, Nectriaceae. Gene Ontology annotation, molecular function: RNA polymerase II cis-regulatory region sequence-specific DNA binding; DNA-binding transcription activator activity, RNA polymerase II-specific; zinc ion binding. The transcript has 2 exons. The record is from RefSeq and is a predicted model, not a curated record.